AUGAGCCCGGAUAAUCUUUUUGGCGAUUACAACCGGGGCUCCCCAAACGCAGCCCUCUGUAUUAUCCUCCUUUGGUGCAUUCUCAAAGAGGCAAUGAUUGUUGUCAAGAGUUCUUCAAUUAGCACCUAUUACGCUACUAUCAACUCUUCCUUUGUCUUCAACAAUGUUGCAACUAUUCUCCGAGCAAAGCAAGCAAGACAGCAAGAUCCUUAA
Messenger RNA from Mollisia scopiformis, 213 nucleotides. RefSeq lists its product as uncharacterized. The record is from RefSeq and is a predicted model, not a curated record. The transcript has 2 exons. Lineage: Eukaryota; Fungi; Ascomycota; Leotiomycetes; Helotiales; Mollisiaceae. Bases 1 to 213 code for a protein of 70 amino acids.